Messenger RNA from Parastagonospora nodorum SN15, 900 nucleotides. RefSeq lists its product as hypothetical. The record is from RefSeq and is a predicted model, not a curated record. Gene Ontology annotation, molecular function: 3-hydroxyisobutyrate dehydrogenase activity; NADP binding; NAD binding. Gene Ontology annotation, cellular component: mitochondrion. Bases 1 to 900 code for a protein of 299 amino acids. Gene Ontology annotation, biological process: L-valine catabolic process. The transcript is spliced from 3 exons. Lineage: Eukaryota; Fungi; Ascomycota; Dothideomycetes; Pleosporales; Phaeosphaeriaceae.
AUGCUGAUGGUUGCAAAGGCCUUGGGGCCAUGGGUAGAGUAUAGCUCUUUUGGCCAAGUAGAGAUCGUAUCGACUGCGCGGGAAGCAGCUGAGAACGCGAAGGUGCUGAUAAGUAUCGUGCCAGGAGGCAAAGAUGUCAAGACAGUGUAUUUGGAUGAGAAGACUGGUGUGAUUGCAGCGAGGAAAGAUGAAGGUAGAUUGAUGCUAGAAUGCAGUACAAUCGACGUUGAAAGCACAAAAGAAGUUGGAAGAAAAUUGAAGGAAGAGGGAUUAGGCACAUACAUUGACGCACCAGUAUCCGGUGGCGUCCCAGCCGCCGAAGCCGGCACCCUCUCCAUGCUCAUCGGCGCCCCUCCCCCGGAUCCCACAUCACUCCUCCCAAGCACCCUCUCCCUCCUCGGCACGCCCUCGAAAUUCUUCUACCUACACACCCUUGGUGCCGGCCUCACCGCCAAAAUCUCAAACAACUACCUCUCGGGCACAAUCCUGCUCGCCACCGCCGAAGCCCUCGCCAUCGGUGUCAAGCACGGCCUCGACCCCGCCGCCCUGUACUCCGUCAUCAAGAACUCGACGGGCCAGAGUUGGAUGUGCGACCACGUCCUGCCGAUCCCCAAUGUACAGACGGAGUACUGGGUGCCGAGUAAUAGCGGGUACAAACCGGGCUUCAAGACGCAGAUGAUGCUCAAGGAUCUGGGGCUGGGGAUUGAGGGCGCGAGACAGGUGGGUGUGGAGCCGAGUAUGGCUGUUGCGGCGAUGAAGGUGUGGGAGAAGGCAGCGGAGGAUGAGAGAUGCAGGGAUAGAGAUGGGAGUAGUAUUUAUUUGCAUGUUGGUGGAAUGUUGCCGGAGGGGUAUGAGGAUAAAGGGAAAAAGAGGGAGGAUGGGACUUGGGAGUUUGAAUGA